Myiozetetes cayanensis is the source of this 1261-nucleotide messenger RNA. RefSeq names its product fibronectin type III and SPRY domain containing 1 (gene FSD1). Lineage: Eukaryota; Metazoa; Chordata; Aves; Passeriformes; Tyrannidae. The transcript is spliced from 11 exons. The coding region runs from base 65 to 1261 and encodes 398 amino acids. Gene Ontology annotation, molecular function: protein binding. The record is from RefSeq and is a predicted model, not a curated record.
CGGGGGCGCCGCUCCCCCUUUGUUGGUGUCGGCGGGGCCCGAGCGGCGGCGGGGCCGGCCCGGUAUGGGCGACCAGGGCGCCGGGCAGGAGUCUCUGCGGAAAAUCAUCACCACCCUCGCCGUGAAGAAUGAGGAGAUCCAGAACUUCAUCUACUCCCUCAAGCAGAUGAUCCAGAACGUGGAGACGAACUCGGCGCGGGCGCAGGAGGACCUGGAGGCCGAGUUCCAGUCGCUGUACUCGCUGCUGGACGAGCUCAAGGAGGACAUGGUGAUGAAGAUCAAGCAGGAACGCGCCAGCCGCACCUACGAGCUGCAGGCCCAGCUCGUGGCGUGUUCCAAGGCCCUGGAGAGCUCGGAGGAGCUGCUGGAGGCGGCCAACCAGGCCCUGGGCUCUGCCAACCACCACGACUUCUCCCAGGCGGCCAAACAGAUCAAGGAUAGCGUGACGAUGGCCCCCGCCUUCCGCCUCUCGCUCAAGGCCAAGGUGAGCGACAACAUGAGCCACCUAAUGGUGGAUUUUGCCCAGGAACGGCGCCUGCUGCAGGCCCUCACCUUCCUGCCAGUGCCCAGCGCGCCCGAGAUCGACCUGGCGGAGUCGCUGGUGGCCGAUAACUGCGUGAGCCUGGUGUGGAGGAUGCCCGAGGAGGGCGGCAAGAUCGACCACUACGUGCUGGAGUAUCGCAGGACCAACUUCGAGGGGCCCCCCCGGGCCAAGGAGGACCAGCCCUGGAUGGUCAUCGAGGGCAUCAAGGGCACCGAGUACACCCUGUCUGGGCUGAGGUUUGACAUGAAGUACAUGAACUUUCGGGUCCGGGCGUGCAACAAGGCCGUGGCGGGCGAGUUCUCCGAGCCGGUCACGCUGGAGACCAGAGCGUUCACGUUCAAGCUGGACGCCAGCACGUGCCACCAGAACCUGCGGGUGGAGGAGCUGAGCGUGGAGUGGGACGCGACGGGCGGGAAGGUGCAGGACGUGAAGGCGCGCGAGAAGGACGGCAAGGGCAGGACGGCGUCCCCCGCCAACUCCCCUGCCAGGGUGGUGCAGUCGCCCAAAAGGAUGUCCCUGGGCCGCGGGGGCCGCGACCGCUUCACCGCCGAGUCCUACACGGUGCUGGGUCCUGCAUCCCCCUCGGGGAGGGUGGGGGAGAGGGUGACCCGGGGAUCCUGCGCGCUGAAGAUCAAGAGGGAGACGAUCAAAGGAGGGAUGUGGGUGAGCGCUGGCAACCCCGUCACCCUGGAGACGGGAAGCAAAUAUUUGGGCUAA